ACUCCAGUUGCGUCUGAAAUUAAAGCUUUUCCAACAAAUGUAAAUGUGAGAAAAGGAAACACAAAAGAAGAAAAGCUAAAAACAUUCGUCAAAUUCAAUUCUUUGGAAUUUGGUUUUGUGAAGGGGAGAGAGCUUACAGUAAUGGCAGCUCCUCGGAACUUAACCGGUGACAGCGGCGGAAAGCUAGUCGUGAAGGACGAAGAAAGCGCCGCCGCUUCUUCCUCGAAACGCACCAAAUCGGAACGCUUUCCUCUUUCACGUUGGGAAUUCGUCGUGUUUUUCACCGUCUUCCUCGUCUUCACCACCGGACUUCUCUGUAUUUACCUUACUAUGCCGGCCGCUGAAUACGGCAAGCUCAAACUUCCUAGAACCAUCUCCGAUCUCCGAUUGCUCAAAGAUAAUCUUGGGUCUUAUGCAAGUGAGUAUCCAGCAAGAUUCAUUUUAGGUUAUUGUUCCACAUAUAUCUUUAUGCAAACCUUCAUGAUACCUGGAACAAUCUUUAUGUCAUUACUUGCCGGAGCCCUUUUCGGUGUGGUUAGAGGUUUUGUUCUUGUCGUCCUCAAUGCAACUGCUGGAGCCUGCUCUUGUUUCUUCUUAUCAAAAUUGGUCGGAAGGCCUCUGGUUUGCUGGCUGUGGCCUGAGAAGUUGAGGUUUUUCCAAGCCGAGAUUGGGAAAAGAAGAGAUAAGCUACUAAACUACAUGCUAUUCUUAAGGAUAACACCGACACUUCCAAACCUCUUCAUCAAUUUGUCUUCUCCGAUCGUUGACAUACCUUUUCACGUCUUCUUUUUAGCGACUCUAGUCGGUCUUAUGCCAGCUUCGUACAUCACCGUUAGAGCUGGUCUGGCUCUUGGAGAUCUCAAGUCAGUGAAAGAUCUGUAUGAUUUCAAGACUUUGUCAGUGUUAUUCCUCAUUGGAUCCAUCUCCAUAUUCCCUGCUCUGCUAAAGAGAAAGAGAGUAUAUGAAUAAAGACUGGAAAUACAUUGAUGAGCAGCACUAUACUGUUGCAUUCCGGGGUUUUUAAGGUGUUUAUGUGCUCGAGCUAAAGAAGAAGAUCGCUUUGGAGACAUCACAGGGUAUUAAACCGCUAACUCUGGCUUUGAUUGGUUUAUCACUUUGUUGUGGAUUCGAAAUUCUUUCUCUCUAGUCUCUCUCAUUCCCUUUUUAUUAAGUGCUUUGUCUAGCUACUGUAUUAUAUCUUUAUUCAGAUAUCUGACUCUUCAGCCUAUUGGCUUAUGUAGUAUAGAUUAUGUAAAUGCUUGAAGACAUUACUUUGACCAUAAUUUCUAGCUAGUUGUAUCAGUUUAA
Messenger RNA from Brassica oleracea var. oleracea, 1308 nucleotides. RefSeq lists its product as uncharacterized. The transcript has 4 exons. The coding region runs from base 142 to 969 and encodes 275 amino acids. The record is from RefSeq and is a predicted model, not a curated record. NCBI's taxonomy places the organism in Eukaryota, Viridiplantae, Streptophyta, Magnoliopsida, Brassicales, Brassicaceae. Gene Ontology annotation, cellular component: endoplasmic reticulum.